AUGAAAACUAAAACUUUGAUUGCUUUAUGUUUCGCGACGUCAUUAUGUGUCGAAGUAUGCGCGGACGGUGAACAGGAAGUGAAGAGAGGAGUUUAUCCUUACAUGGCUUUCUUAUAUUACCCUGAUGAGACGGUGAUAGACGGUAGCGGCGCGAGAUUCCUUCGUGGCGCAGUGCUCAUUCGACCCGAGUGGCUAAUCAGCUCCGCUGUCGGCUCCAGCAUCCUCACAGAGGAAUCUAAUGGCUUUCCACGAAAAACACUUCUAGCGAGACUUGGCGCAAUUAGUAUUGAUACGAAUUUUACACUUAAUGAAGAUGAGGAUGAACAGGAACGAGAGGUGAUACAAAUAGUUCGUCCAUACAACCACAGUGCGACGCAGUGGUGGCGCACAGACAUCUCAUUGAUGAAGGUGCUGCUACCAUUUAACAUAACUUCAGCAGUGGCCAUCACUAACCUCUCCUCUAAACGAGACAUCACAGAAAAGACCUGCACCAUACUCGUAUUUGCCAAAAGAGAUGGCAACUGGUCUGAAGAACGGAACUUAAUGCAGUUUAAAGUUGAACUGCUACCGCCCUCAAUCCAGAACUGCGGUCCUCACUUUGUUAGUAACACCAUGACCUGUGGUUCUCGCACUGAGGAUAACAAGAACGCAGUCUACGAUCCCAAUUUCUGCCAAGGAAAUAGUGGUGGUCCACUUAUUUGUGAACACGAAGUAGUGGGAAUUCAAACCUACAUAGACAAUGAUUGCAAGCAGCCACAUCUAUACCAGCAGUUGUCUGCGUGGGAUAAUUUUAUCUCAUGCGGCACAGAAGACAAAUGUCACGAAGAGCAGUGCAUGCAUAUUUGUGACGUAGCUAACAAAGAUCCGCCUGCACCAGAAGUUAUUAUUCAAGAGACUACUCCUAUACCUGUAGUGAGUUUGAUUGAAACCACGAUAGCUCCUGUUCCCGUUGUCACUUCGGCCAUUCCAGACACCACAACAGAAAGUGAGAGUGAUACUACUAGUGUGACAGUAACGUCUACCGCACAAUCAGAAGAAGUAGUAACACCAGAACACUCACCUUCAGUGCACGAAUCUUCCCCCACACAUUCAGUUUCUGAAACAGAGAGUGCUGAAACAAAGGUCUGGCCAAAAGAGACAUUUACAAAUGAGCGUAAGAAACUUGAAGAAGGAAAUUUAGAAAACCCGGAUAGGAAGCCAAGUGUUGAAGCUCAACAACACGACGUAAAAGUCAAAGUACGUGGCGCCGGCCAUAGCAGUGUGUCUAAUACCUUAAGUCUUUUCUUUGGAUUCUUCAUUUUGGCGUGUUUGAUUUAA
Messenger RNA from Spodoptera littoralis (African cotton leafworm), 1317 nucleotides. The record is from the annotation of a GenBank genome assembly. NCBI's taxonomy places the organism in Eukaryota, Metazoa, Arthropoda, Insecta, Lepidoptera, Noctuidae.